Messenger RNA from Pteronotus mesoamericanus, 2142 nucleotides. It is a transcript of the gene ZNF750, whose product is annotated as zinc finger protein 750. Gene Ontology annotation, cellular component: nucleus. The record is from RefSeq and is a predicted model, not a curated record. The transcript is spliced from 2 exons. The coding region runs from base 1 to 2142 and encodes 713 amino acids. Lineage: Eukaryota; Metazoa; Chordata; Mammalia; Chiroptera; Mormoopidae. Gene Ontology annotation, biological process: epidermis development; positive regulation of transcription by RNA polymerase II. Gene Ontology annotation, molecular function: DNA-binding transcription activator activity, RNA polymerase II-specific; promoter-specific chromatin binding; RNA polymerase II cis-regulatory region sequence-specific DNA binding.
AUGAGUCUCCUCAAAGAGCGGAAACCCAAGAAGCCGCACUACAUCCCGCGGCCUCCGGGGAAGCCCUUCAAGUACAAGUGCUUCCAGUGUCCCUUCACCUGCAACGAGAAGUCUCAUCUCUUCAACCACAUGAAGUACGGCCUCUGUAAAAACUCCAUCACUUUAGUGUCGGAGCAAGACCGCGUCCCCAAGUGCUCCAAAUCCAACUCUCUAGACCCUAAGCACGCGCACCCGCCGGACACCGCGGCGAAGCCCACCCCCUCCAAGCCCACCGCAAACAGGGUCCCCCACCUGGACACCAAGCUUCCGCUCGGCCUUGCCAAGGACGAUGCCAAGGAAAACGUGGAACUGCAGGUGCACAAGGGUGCCGGGCAGAAGCCUGCCCCCCACAAGGAAGGAGCGCGCCUGGGGCCGGCCUCAGAAGCCACCGUGGGCACCCAGCCCGCCCUGGAAGGCGUCAUGCGGCCGUCGGCCUUUGUUCCCGUUGGAGAGCACAGACUCAAAGGGCCGGAGCGCACGGAGGGUCCCGAGCCGCUGGCCCUGCCCAGCCCCGCAGCCAAGGCCACCGCCUUCCACGCCAAGUCUGCGUUCCACGCCCCUGCCUACCCGUGGAAAGCUGGCUCACCUUUCCUCCCGCCAGAGUUCCCACAUAAAAUCCCGCCCACAAAGGGGUUCGGUGCCCUCUCCCCUUACGUGCACCCUACAAUCCCCGAGUACCCACCCCACUUUUACACGGAGCACGGACUGGCCACCGUCUACUCACCCUACCGACUGGCCGGGAACUCGCCCGAGUGUGACACCCCCCUGCUGCCCGUCUACGGGGCCCCAGACCACAGGCACUUCCUGCCUCACCCCGGGCCGGUGCCCAAGCACCUUAACCCAUCCCCCGCGACAUACGACCAUUACCGGCUCUUCCAGCAGUGCCACCCCAACCUGCCGGUUCCUUACGGAUUUUACAGACCAGAGUCUGCGUUCUCCUCCUAUGGUCUCAGACUCCCACUUGUCACUGGCAUUUCGCCGGAUCAAAGCUCUCAGCUGCUGGAGGAAGCUGCCCUGGUCUACCGGGCCUCCAGUCCAUCCAAGUUAAACCCUUCCAACUCCCACAAAAAACACGCAGAGUUUGACAGAGAGAGUCCGACUCCCGAGGCUGAAGACCCCCCCAAAGACAGGCAGAGGGACACAGAAGGGACCAAGAUGAGCCCACGUGCGGGCAGCGCGGCCACCGGCUCCCCAGGAAGGCCGAGUCCCACCAACUUCACGCAGACAAGCCAGCCGUGUGCUGGGCUAGGCAGCCUCUCAGACAAGCCCACCUUGAGUGCCCUGGGAAGGCUCCAGGAACCAGAACGGAGCCUCACAGCCUUCAAGCCCAUCACGAAAAGCACAGAGCACCCACAUUCCCAGGCUCUGGAAAACCGGGACAACUCUCCAAAAAGCCCCGAAGCCGUGAGCGCCGACGCUCCAGCUCAGACAGGAAGCGCCUGUGGGGGCACAGAAGCCACGCCAUCCAGCCCAGAGGGCGGUCCCAGAAUAUCCCCGCUGAACCUCUCCAAGAAACCGGAGGCCAGGCCGGCAGCCGCUCACAACCCCGUGUGCAAAGACCUCACAGAGCCGCAGGACGUGCCCCUGGACCUCUCGGUGAAGGACCCCUGCAACGCCCUGGCGCCGAGGCCCGCCCUCCACAGCCCGCUGCGCGAGCCGGGACCCGCGGCUGCGGCUCGGAAGGCUGAGCCGGAGGGCUCUGGAGACGGGCCCGACCACUCCGAGACGGCCCAGCACGGCCCUGGCUCCGCUGAGGCGCCCGGGGCCGGCCCCGCUGGGAAGGCCCAGGGCGCACGCGGGGCAGACAGCAGCGACGAGCAGAAGCAGACGGCGGCCGUGGCCCUCUGCCAGCUGGCGGCCUACAGCCCAGGCCCCGCCCGCGCGGGCGACGGGGAGCCCACGGCCCAGGGGUCCCCCUGCGCACACGACAAACCCACUCCCCGUGCCCCAGCGCGCCAAGAGCCUCCGAGCGACCUCAGACCCAGAGGGCAGAAGAGGGCGAGCCCGCGGGACGCGGGGAGGUCCCAGCCGGGGGCCAAGAAGGCGAAGCCGGGCGACUCGGCCCGCGUGCUCACGCUCCGAAGGAGGACUCGGGUGCCGUAG